CGUCCCGCCCCCUCCCCGUGCCUUUGGCUGGAUCCUCUUGCGUGGCCGAUGUGGGCUCCUGCCGGAAGCAGUCGUGGAGCAGCAGGUGGAGUCCGGAGCCGAGGUACAGCAACCAUGGCAGACCCAUCAGAGGUCACUCGGAUCCUUGUCACUGGAGGCUCUGGCUUGGUGGGGAAGGCCAUACAGAGAGUAGUGGCUGAUGGUGCUAGCCAGCCUGGAGAAGAGUGGAUAUUUGUCUCCUCUAAGGAUGCAGACUUGAUGGACACAGCCCAGACCCGAGCCCUGUUUGAGAAACAUCAACCUACACAUGUCAUCCAUUUGGCAGCCAUGGUGGGUGGCCUCUUCCGGAACAUCAAGUAUAACCUGGACUUCUGGAGAAAGAACAUUCAAAUCAACGACAAUGUCUUGCACUCAGCCUAUGAGGUGGGCACUCGGAAGGUGAUCUCCUGCCUCUCCACCUGUAUCUUCCCUGACAAGACCACUUACCCCAUCGAUGAGACCAUGAUUCACAAUGGACCCCCACACAACAGCAACUUCGGCUACUCCUAUGCUAAGCGCAUGAUCGACGUACAAAACAGGGCGUACUUCCAGCAGUACGGCUGCACCUUCACUGCCGUCAUCCCCACAAAUGUCUUUGGACCCCAUGACAACUUCAACAUUGAAGAUGGCCAUGUGCUUCCUGGCCUCAUCCACAAAGUCUACCUUGCGAAGCGCAGUGGCUCUGCUCUGACUGUGUGGGGCACUGGGAAGCCUCGAAGGCAAUUCAUCUAUUCCUUGGACCUGGCUCGCCUCUUCCUCUGGGUCCUUCGAGAAUACAAUGAGGUGGAGCCUAUCAUUCUAUCAGUGGGUGAAGAGGACGAGGUGUCCAUCAGGGAGGCAGCUGAGACCAUCGCAGAGGCCAUGUGUUUUCAAGGGGAGCUGAACUUUGAUACAACCAAGGCAGAUGGUCAGUUCAAGAAGACAGCCAGCAACAAGAAAUUGAGGACCUACCUUCCAGACUUCCAAUUUACGCCCUUCAAACAAGCUGUGAAGGAGACAUGUACCUGGUUUGAAAACAACUAUGAGCAAGCCCGGAAGUGAUCCCAGCACAGGGGAAGAGAGCACAAGUCACAGAAAGAUAGGGGGCCCUGGGAGGAGCUGGUGUAGAUGUCCUAUCUUCUCCAGGUCCAGGCCCUCAGUGUCCAUAAAGGCUGACUUAAGAAAGACUAGUGAGUCUUGAAUCUCAAUUGAGCAUCUGGCCCUGCCUUUGUUUCUGUCCCUGACCCAGUCACUGCAGUUAUUUCAAGGUGCACACAGGCUUCCCUAUCCCUGCCAGGCUGGUUCCUGAAAGUCCACCAUUGCUACCCUCAGGGAAAACUCCCAUGCUCAGAGCCUGGGAAAUCUGGCCCCCUUAUUAGUACUCACUACCUGGGUUGCCCUAUCCUUUCUGAUCAUUGAGAAUUCAAAUAAAAUACAUUUUUGCAGAAGGA
Molecule: messenger RNA, 1469 nt
Organism: Antechinus flavipes (yellow-footed antechinus)
Lineage: Eukaryota; Metazoa; Chordata; Mammalia; Dasyuromorphia; Dasyuridae
Gene: GFUS
Product: GDP-L-fucose synthase
Exons: 11
Coding region: 49-1080 (343 amino acids)
Biological process (GO): nucleotide-sugar biosynthetic process
Molecular function (GO): GDP-L-fucose synthase activity
Source: RefSeq, a predicted model, not a curated record